Molecule: messenger RNA, 2214 nt
Organism: Siniperca chuatsi (mandarin fish)
Lineage: Eukaryota; Metazoa; Chordata; Actinopteri; Centrarchiformes; Sinipercidae
Exons: 3
Coding region: 914-1369 (151 amino acids)
Source: RefSeq, a predicted model, not a curated record
UUAUGUUUUUCCAUUGUGUUGAUUCAUUCAUCGUUUCCUGUUGUAUUUUGAUAUACUCACCUCUCCUCUCAUUUCAGACAACUGCACUUCCUGCCCAUGUGUGUUUCCCACCUGUUUAAUUGUCUGCCCUGCCCUGAUUAGUUUCACCUGUCCCUCAUUAUCCUUCCCUCCCUAGUGUAUUUAGUCUGUGUUUGUGUUAACCCUCUCCCUGCCGGAUUUGUCUGCCUUUACCUCUUACCGAACCCUUUUUGGCAAGUAAAGAAAGGUUUUUGUUUUUUUAAAUCAAGUUCCUGUCUCUGAGUUUUUCUAUUGAGUCCUUUUGCCUGUGGUUUCUCCAGUUUUAACAGUACGAACUGGCCAAUAUGGACUCAGCCGACUGAUUCUUUGCAAGCUGCCUUCCGAUAGAGAUUCACCACCAUGACGAGCAACUCACCUCAGUCUGCAUGGGGGAGAGAGAGCCGACCGAUUGGCGCAAAAGCUUCCAGGCUUCCAUCGGCAGCCAGGUUUGCCACCUGAGUGACCAACUCCAGCAGCUCAUGGCCCGCCUAGAAACUCUCAUCACCUCUCCUCCAGCUCCUGCUCACAACCCGGCCCCUGUCCCCGCUCCUCAUCUAGCUCCAGCUCCCAUGCCAGCCCCGGUUCGCUACCUCUCCAGACCGGAACGGUUUUCCAUGGACUCUGGGAACUGCAGGUCCUUCCUGGUCAGGUGUGGUCUGCACUUCAAGCUGCAGGUGUCCUCGUUCCAGACAGAGCGUGCCAAGGUAGCCUACAUCAUCAUCCAUCUCAACGGUAGAGCUGAAGCCUGGGCUACGGCCGAGUGGGCCAGGAAUUCUCGCUGGAACUCUUCAACAACACACUUCGCAAGAUGUUCCAAGACACAACACCUGGCUGAGACGCAGCUAGAGGCUAGCUCAUGGGUCUAUGCCAGGGCAAGCGUCUCGUCUCCCACUAUACCAUCGAGUUCCGUCCCCUGGCAGCUGACAGCGGCUGGAACUCUCCUUCCCUGUUUGAUGCUUUCCACUAUGGGCUGGCAGACCCCAUCAAGGACCAGUUUGCCUCUCUAGAGCGUUCUCCUGACCUGGUUUCUCCAGUCGUAACAGAUGUCGAGGAUAACAUGUUAAACGUGGGAGAGAGCCUGAGGGGGAAAGGGGCUCCACGGUGGUUUAUUUUCCUCAGCAACAGGAAAAAGAAAAAAGAAAAUACCAGCUUAUAUGUGAGAUUGCACCCACGCCAUUCCCAGGUUACCGCAGAUCGACCACAGUUAAGAAGGAAUGAGCUGACCUCUAGCUGUUCAGAACAAGCCUGGAUUACUAACCAGGCAAAACGGGCAAUUGCCUUGGGGGGGCCCAGAAGUCCAGGGGCCCUGUAAGCUCUGAGGUUACUGUAUGUCAACUGGUUUGUGUAAAUUUAAUUUGAGUUUUUGUGAAUAUGCCCCACUAAAGCACAAUAUCAGCUGACAUGAUAAAAGCCUUAAAGCAUCCGUUUUCAUUAUCUAACCCUGAAACUGCAUGUUGAAGAUUAUUCCAAAAUCCAAUUUUAAUACUUUCAUUAUUUCAAAUUAGUGUUGUGUUAUUUGAUUAAUCCAAUUAUCACACUGCAAGGUAGUAUUCCAGCAUAGAAAACAGUAGAUACUGCAAAGUGUGCAGACAAGGGAGGUCCAGCAGCACAUUGUUACCACAGGGACCGCGAGGACCGGACAUGUUUGUGUAUAGUGAGGUUUAGAUACAUAAAGUCUCAGGGAUACAGAAACAGGUUUGAGACAAUUACUGGUUGUUUUUGGAUUAUCACUAUUUAAUCUCUGAUGAAUUCUGGUUUGGGAAAGUCAAUGAGAAACACUUAUUUGCUUUCAAUUAUUCAUUUAAUUAAAUCUGUCUGUGGUGACCUUCUUUACUUUAAAAAAUAUGACUUCACACCUCAAACAAAGGUUUUCUUCUGGGAGGUCACUGAGCAACUGCAACUGGAGUUUGGAGUUUGGUACCCUGCCUAAGGGCAUCUGAACCAUAUUGUGGGUGGCAUUACUCAUUCACUUUUUCCCCCAAGACUGUUUUCCUAACUGGCAAAAUCUGAGGACUUAUAUUAAAAUGGACAGCUCCCAGGUGUGAAAGUGGAGCAGUGUGUUCUUCACACUCAGCAAAACCUGUAAUUUAAAUAAAAAAAACUAAUAUAUAAUGUACUCACAAAAUGCCAUUUCUCUAAACCAUGGUAUAUAUUCUU